Molecule: messenger RNA, 916 nt
Organism: Pyrus x bretschneideri (Chinese white pear)
Lineage: Eukaryota; Viridiplantae; Streptophyta; Magnoliopsida; Rosales; Rosaceae
Product: cysteine-rich repeat secretory protein 38-like
Exons: 1
Coding region: 29-757 (242 amino acids)
Source: RefSeq, a predicted model, not a curated record
GUUCUUUGAUAUAUCUCAUAAAUCCAACAUGUUCUUCUUCAAAUCAAUCCCUCUGGGUCUCUUAGUGCUUUGCCUUUUACACCAUUCUGCAAUUGGUGCCUCCCCACUUUACCAUUUUUGUUUCAGCCCAGAAAACUACACUGCUGAUAGUCCAUACGGUGCCAACUUGAACUCAUUGUUCGAUCUUUUAUACACCAAAGUUCCUCCUACUGGCUUUGGCCUUGGUUCAACUGGCAAAGCUAAAAAUCAAGUGAAUGGCUUGGCCCUUUGCCGUGGUGAUGUCUCAAGCGAAGAUUGCAAAACUUGCGUGGUUGACGCAAGCAAAGAGCUUCGCGAGCGCUGCCCUUAUCGUAAAGGAGCCAUAAUUUGGUACGAUCACUGCCUUUUAAAGUACUCAGAUGCGAGCUUUUUCGGGCAAAUUGAUAGCAGGAACAGGUUCUAUAUGUGGAACGUCCAAGAAGUAGAGAAUGGGACACUAUUCAAUGAGAAAGUUAAAGAGUUGUUAAGUGGGUUAUCUAAUGAAGCUUCUGAAGCUAAUCAAAAGCUUUAUGCUACUGGUGAGGUACAACUCGAUACAUUCACAACCCUUUAUGGCAUUGCUCAAUGCACGAGGGACCUCUCUGGGGUUGAUUGUAAAAAGUGUCUUGACAGUGCAAUAAGUGAACUCCCAAACUGCUGCGAUGCAAAACGAGGUGGGCGUGUUGUAGGUGGGAGCUGUAAUGUUCGAUAUGAACUGUAUCCCAUUGUCAAUACUUAAGAGUAUAAUUAUUAUGUACAAUGUGAUCGACGUCUUGUUAUGCUUGCUAAUAAAUGAUGUUCAGAUGAUAUUUGAAUGUCUCUCUUGACAAAUUUAUCCAAGGAUAUGGAUCUGUGUGUACUGAUUGUGUUUGUGUUAUAAAAGAAAAGUAUUAUGGUA